Didymosphaeria variabile is the source of this 2022-nucleotide messenger RNA. RefSeq lists its product as uncharacterized. The record is from RefSeq and is a predicted model, not a curated record. Lineage: Eukaryota; Fungi; Ascomycota; Dothideomycetes; Pleosporales; Didymosphaeriaceae. Gene Ontology annotation, biological process: vacuolar transport; protein localization to membrane. The transcript has 2 exons. Gene Ontology annotation, cellular component: Golgi apparatus; membrane. Bases 1 to 2022 code for a protein of 673 amino acids.
AUGCCGCUAGAGGUUCUACCGAAAGCUUGCCAAUUACUUUUAGGUGUCACGUUCAGAUCCUACCAAGACGGCGAAACAGUACCGCUCCUGGUGAACAAGGUUUACAGCGAGGAAUCGGAACUCCAAUACGCGUACACCGAGCUCCCAUUCGCUUGCCCCCCCACCGGCCGCGUGCGGGCAGGCCGAUUUUCGAGCGGAGCCAGCAUUUCAUUGAAUUUAGGCGAAGUACUGCGCGGCGAUCGAAUAACAGUCUCGGAUUACCGACUCGCGUUGGGCCGUGAUGAAGAGGCUAAAUACUUAUGCUCGAAAGAAAUUGAUGCUGCUGCUAUACAGAAGACAAGGUUGCUUAUCCAAAAUGAGUACAGGGCGGAGUGGAUCGUGGACAAUUUGCCCGGCGCGACCAGCUUCAUGAGCACCGACAAGAGUAGGAAAUAUUAUGCUGCGGGAUUCAAGAUUGGAGAGGUGGUGAAGAAUACGGAUGGCAGUCCUGAAUUUGCCAUCUACAACCAUGUCACGCUUGUUCUGAGAUGGCAUCGUGCGCCAGGAAAAACCGGCGAGAAGGGGAAGAAGGUCAUUGUGGGAUUCGAAGUCUUUCCGAAGAGUAUCUCCGCGAAUGGCCGAAAGAUUGACGGGCUACCACCAUCCGGUGACGUUACUCACGAUCCCUUCAUCCUUACUGUACCCUCUAAUACAACAGACGUGCGCGAUACACCAGACGCAAGUAUCACAAUCCCGUUCACCUACUCAGUGUACUGGCGUGAAGACGAGAAGCUCGAGUGGAAGAACCGGUGGGACAUGUACUUUGUGGCAUCGGACGACAGCUCAAACGUACAUUGGCUUGCGAUUUUGAAUUCGCUCGUCAUUGCUGGCCUCCUCACAGCUGUUGUGGCCGUGAUCUUGACUCGCACCAUCCGGGGUGAACUCAAGGAUGACAGUAUCAGGCUCAAGCCCACGAAGCAACGGCCAGCAGGCUCAGCCAAGAAAGGCAGUGGUCUAUUGGGCUCAAUCGACGAUAUCGAGGGUGCGGCUGAUGUUUCAGACGAUGAAGACGAGGACAUCGCAGGAUGGAAGCUUGUCCACGGAGACGUCUUCCGCGCCCCUGCCCAUGCCAGUCUUCUCUCUGCACUCAUCGGAUCCGGUACCCAACUUCUUUUUGCAAUAGUCGGCAUUCUCGUCCUCUCCGCCGUCGGUAUCCUGAACCCAAGCUUCCGCGGCGGCUAUGUCAGCGUCGGCAUCGGCCUCUGGCUUUUCGCAGGUCUUUUCUCGGGCUACUUCUCCUCGCGCCUAUACAAAACUUUCGAUCUCCAGCACUGGCAACAAAACGUCUUCCGUACAGCGUCCCUCGUCCCUGGUCUCCUCUUCGCAACAAUCUUCAUUCUCAACCUCUUCGUUUGGAUCCAAGCCUCUAGCACCGCGCUCCCCUUGACCACGCUCAUUGCCCUCGUCGCCCUAUGGCUAUUCAUACAACUCCCACUCGUCUACAUCGGCGGCUGGUACGGAUAUACACAAGUCGGCGCUUACGCUCAGCCCAUCAAAGCGAACGUCAUCCCAAGAAAAGUCCCACAGCAGGGGUACACUAGGAGCGUGCAGGCAAUUUUACUUGCCGGGUUCAUCCCGUUCAUGGUUGUGUUUAUUGAAUUAAUGUUCGUGUUCAAGAGCUUGUGGUUGGAUAAAAGUGGGUACUACUAUAUGUUUGGGUUUCUAAGUGUGGUGGGGGUUAUCUUGGGGGUCACGGUAGUAGAGGUGGCGGUCGUGGCGACGUACGUGCAGCUUUGUGUCGAGAACUAUCACUGGUGGUGGCAAUCCUUCCUCGUCGGCUUUUCGUCCGCAUUUUGGAUCUUCGCGUACCUUGUCUACUACUUCUAUACCAAAUUGCACAUCAGCGGAUUCAUAUCGAGCAUGCUGUUCUUCGCGUAUGGCGCGUUGGCAUGCGUGGUGUACGGAUUAUUAGUGGGCACGAUAGGAUUCGUGGCGAGUUAUGUUUUCGUCAGGAGGAUUUAUGCGGCAGUCAAGGUGGACUAG